Messenger RNA from Branchiostoma belcheri (Belcher's lancelet), 2001 nucleotides. Its product is annotated as PHD finger protein 10-like. The transcript has 16 exons. Lineage: Eukaryota; Metazoa; Chordata; Leptocardii; Amphioxiformes; Branchiostomatidae. Gene Ontology annotation, cellular component: npBAF complex. The coding region runs from base 58 to 1626 and encodes 522 amino acids. The record is from RefSeq and is a predicted model, not a curated record.
CUUCGUGUCCGCAUAGCCUGACGGGAAAACACCGGGCCCCAGGCAGGAAGAAGCAUCAUGGCGACACUUGCGCUUCUGAUGGCAGGCAGCGAGGGAAACAGUCGGUCAAGUUUUUAUGACGAAGAUGAGGAAAAUAGCAGCACCCCAAAGAGGAGACCGAUCAAGCGGAGACGGACCUCACGGGACAGCGACAACAAGAGUGAACGUGGGGAUCCAGAGGAGGGUGUGUCCUCCCGACUUGGUCCAUCCUGUCUCUGGGAAGGAGACAGAAAAGGACCGAUUUUAGACAGUGGUUCGCUGUUCCCGGCAGAGAACCUGUUUGAGUACCAGUGGCCUCCAGACAAGAACGGGGACUGGUACUUCGUACAGGAGCAAGUCAGCGAGUUCCUCGGAGUCAAGUCCUUCAAACGAAAGUACCAAGAUCUGGACCGGCGAGUGAUGGAGAUGGACGAGAAACAGUACCUGUGGGAAAAGGGCGUGGUCAACGAAGCUCAGGUCACAUUAGGUCUGACAGCUCUCCGAUCUGAGGAGGUAUAUGACCUGAUGUUGAGGGACUACCCACAGAAGUACCAGGAAUAUGCCUGUGUUCUACAUGAGAGAGAAAGACAGUCUAUUAGUGAAAAACACAAGGAGUAUGAGAUGCCAACCAUAGAGGUGAGUAAGGUGGCAGCAUACAUCAAGCGGGCGGCACACCAGGCGGCAGAGUACAACCGGCAACUGAACCAGGAGAGGAUGGAGGAACGCAGGGCGUACUUCGACAUGCAGACACAGACCAUCCAAGUCCCUGCAGGGAAGAUGAAGAAACUUCCCCCCGAGGUGACCAAACCUGGACCUUUCCCCGUGGCUCUCAUCCCAGGACAGUUCCAGGAGUACUACAAGAAGUACACGUCAGAAGAGCUGAAGUAUUUCCCCCUGAACACGUGUCUGUACGGUCCGCCCUCCAAGGUGGACCCUUACGCUCAUGUCAGCAGUGGGGAGGAGUCUGAUGAGGAGAGCUCCUCGGAUGGAGAUUCAUCUGGCUCAGGCUCCGGGAGCUGCAGUACCAGUAGUAGCAGCGAGGGGGAGUCGUCACCACCCGAGCAGCCUAAAGCCAAGGCGGCCACUUCCAAGUCUGCUGCCAAACGGAAAAUACUUCCGCCUGUGGCACAGCCUGGGUACAGGAAGCCUCGUGUGCAAACCUCGGCUACUGAGGCUAAAGGUGCCAAACUACCCAAAGCCUCAGAAAAGGACAAGCCCAAGGAUGACGUGCCCAAUGCUGUGUGUGGGAUCUGUCUGAAGGGUCCGGAGAACAACAAGUGGGGCAGGAUGGAGGACCUCAUCCACUGCUCACAGUGUGACAACAGUGGUCACCCCUCAUGCCUGGACAUGAGUGAUGAGCUUGUCCAGGUGAUUAAGACAUACCCCUGGCAGUGUAUGGAGUGUAAGACCUGCGUCAUCUGUGGGGACCCGUCUGAAGAGGACAAGAUGAUGUUCUGUGACGUGUGUGACCGCGGGUUCCACACCUUCUGUGUGGGACUAGAGGAACUCCCUAUAGGACAAUGGGUAUGCCAGACCUGCAAUUCUGCCGACAUGGGACAGGAGGAGCUGCCGCCACCCCAGACCAAGAGAAGAAGCAGGGCAAGAUGAACAUCCCAGACCUGCCAGCUAGCGUGGCAUUACUAUUGGCAGUCAUUUAUCCACAGACUUGAAACACAAGCCUGCUUAAAAAAAGAGCUACCUACAGGAGACUUGAAGAAAAUGGUUACAGGUCAAAGUAGAUAGGUGGCCACUAUAGACAGCAUUCUUAUGCUUGGAUCAAUGGAGAAAAUAAUAUAAGGGACUAUGGAAAAUGGACCAUAAUGGGCUGGUGGUCCUUAUGUAGAUGUGGUCACUGUGGUCACUAAGAUGACUGUCUAUGCUAUCUGAUUUGUAUUAUAAAACACAGAAACACUAGUCACUAUGAUUUUAGUCAUUUCAUCCGGAGCCACUUUGUGACAUUCCAACCUGUUAGUGGAUGUAUAA